AUGGACUACCAAAUAAAUAACUGCAUAGAUAUGAAUAAAGCACAAGAAGCGGGCAUAGAAAUAAGCCCAAAGUUAGAUCCAGUGUCAAUACCCAUUAAAGACUCACUAAAUAAAAAAGAAGAAGAAAGUAAUAGUAAUAGUAAUGGAUUAAUGGAAGUACUAAAAGACAGUGUAGACCUGGUUUGUUCUAUUAAAAAUUGUUUAUUUGACGGGUUUGAAUACUUUAAGAUGUUCUUGAAUAGUAUACUUGUGGUAAUUUACUCUACAUAUAUAUUAACAUUCUUAAAUACUGGAGCAUCUGUUUCUUCUCAAAUCACACCAAAAACACCAAUUCCAGUGACAGGUGUUAUUACAACUAGUAUCUGGGCUACAGUAUUUCAUAUAAUUAAUAUUGGUGUGCACGUGUUUAUUGCAUUUAUAUCUGUUAAAGAAAUUAACAAGUUUUCUUUAAAUACGCCUUCUUGGUCUAAAAGUAUUCGUAUAUUUUUCUAUAUAAAUCUUAUAGCUAAUAUAAUUAUUGCACUUAUGAUUGGUGCAUUUACUACAAAGAUUUUCUACACAUUAGAAUUUAUUUACUGGGCAACAAUUAUAUACGUAAUACAACAAAUAAUUUAUAUUUUAAACUGUGGUUUGGUUAGUCUUAUAAGUUACAUGCUCCCAAUGGAUGCAACAAAUAAUAUUUUUUUAUUGGUAAAUCUAACUCCAGAAACGUGCUUAUUAUAA
Messenger RNA from Nematocida parisii ERTm1, 723 nucleotides. RefSeq lists its product as uncharacterized. The transcript has a single exon. The coding region runs from base 1 to 723 and encodes 240 amino acids. The record is from RefSeq and is a predicted model, not a curated record. NCBI's taxonomy places the organism in Eukaryota, Fungi, Microsporidia.